AGGCACAAAAGAAUACAUUCCAAGUGACUCCAUUGAUAUAGAACAGGAGCAGACAAAAACAAAAACAUAUUUAGGGGAAUACAUAUGAUCUUGAAAAUAUGAAAAAGAAAGUCACUACCAUUAGCUGCCUUCAAGAGCAUAGGAAGGGGUCGUGAUUGGAAAAGAAUAAGCAAGGAGCAGAAAGUGUUGGAAAUCUUUUACUUGAUCUCAGUGAUAGUUUAAUGAGUGGUCACUUCGUAAUAGUUCGUUAGACUGAACAUUAAUGUUUCAUGCAUAUUUUUAUUUUUGUGGGUUUUUUCACAAUACAUAUUUUUACAGAAAGGAAAAGUAGCUCUUCCUUGUUUUGUCUGCUUUUCUUUACUAACUGAACUAGUCAGUCCUAAAGCCAUUAGAUAGGGCAGAGCAAGGUAGGUGUUUGCCCCAAGGGGAAGGGAGCCACGGCUGGCUCCGUGUGGGCAUCAGAGCUGGAACAGGUCAAGGAGGGCAUCUCUGUAGGAGGGCUGCUGGCAUGGUGUGCUGGAGCCAGGGGUAGAUGAGAAUGCCCAGUGAAGAGGCAAGAAGCAGCAUAGCAUGGAGACAAGCCUGCCCAUGUUGAGAAAGGCAUCCCCCUGGGGCUAGAGGGGCAGACUGGCACAGAAUGAGAGCCUGAGUGGGGUGAGCAGAGUGUCCAGGCAGGGGAGCAGAUGAGGGAAGGGCCUUAGAGCUGGAGCAAAGUGAGGAAGCUGUCUCCAUAGGGAAGAGGCCUGAUGUGGACUGUCCGAACUGAAGGAGGGCACCUUCCUCUCCACAGCCCCACCUUCUCCUGGAGGAAUGUAGCUUUCCUUCUGCUUCUCUUCCUUGCUUUGGAGUGGACUUCUGCACUGCUGACCAAGAAGAUCAAACACAAACCAGGGUUAUGUCCCAAAGAGAGGCUCACCUGUACCACUGAACUUCCGGACUCAUGCAACACAGAUUUUGACUGCAAGGAAUACCUCAAGUGCUGCUUUUUUGCCUGCCAGAAGAAGUGCAUGGAUGCCUUUCAAGAACCCUGCAUGCUGCCUGUGAGACAUGGAAACUGUAAUCAUGAUGCACAGCGCUGGUAUUUUGACUUUAAAAAUUACCGCUGCACACCCUUCACAUACAGGGGCUGCGAAGGGAAUGCCAACAACUUCUUAAGUGAGGAUGCCUGCAGGACAGCCUGCAUGUUAAUUGUUAAGGAUGGACAAUGCCCACUCUUCCCUUUCACUGAACGUAAGGAGUGUCCACCUUCAUGUCACAGUGACAUCGAUUGUCCCCAGACAGACAAAUGCUGUGAAUCCAGGUGUGGCUUUGUUUGUGCCAGGGCCUGGACAGUCAAAGAAGGUUUCUGCCCACGCAAGCCCUUGCUAUGUGCCAAGAUUGAUAAACCCAAGUGCCUGCAGGAUGAGGAGUGCCCAUUGGUGGAAAAGUGCUGCUCACGUUGUGGACUGAAAUGUAUGAACCCCAGACAUUGAAUAAUGGAGUUUCGCUCUUGUUGCCCAGGUGCAAUCUCGGCUCACUGCAACCUCUGCUUCCCAGGUUCAAGUGAUUUUCCUGCCUCAGCCUCCCAAGUAGCUGGGAUUACAGGUGCCCACCAUCAUGCCCAGCUAAUUUUUUGUAUUUUUAGUAGAGACGGGGUUUCACCAUAUUGGCCAGGCUGGUGGCAAACUCCUGACCUCAGGUGAUCCACCCACCUCAGCCUCCCAAACUGCUGGGAUCACAGGUGGGAGCCACUGUGCCUGGCCAGUUAUUUCCUUUUUAAGCUUAUUUCCUAUCCAUUUGUAGUUACUACUGAAAAUGACUGCUGAAUUUUAUCAAAUACCUUUUAAGCAUACAGUCACAUAAUGAUUUUUCUCUUCUAAUUUGUUGGCAUAAUAAAUUAAAUUUUCUUGAGCCAUCUUUGCAUUCUUAAUAAACUUAAUUGCAGUGUGUUGUA
Symphalangus syndactylus (siamang) is the source of this 1933-nucleotide messenger RNA. It is a transcript of the gene WFDC8, whose product is annotated as WAP four-disulfide core domain 8. The record is from RefSeq and is a predicted model, not a curated record. Gene Ontology annotation, molecular function: serine-type endopeptidase inhibitor activity. Lineage: Eukaryota; Metazoa; Chordata; Mammalia; Primates; Hylobatidae. Gene Ontology annotation, cellular component: extracellular region.